Messenger RNA from Colletotrichum karsti, 561 nucleotides. RefSeq lists its product as uncharacterized. Bases 1 to 561 code for a protein of 186 amino acids. Lineage: Eukaryota; Fungi; Ascomycota; Sordariomycetes; Glomerellales; Glomerellaceae. The transcript has 3 exons. The record is from RefSeq and is a predicted model, not a curated record.
AUGCACUUCUCCGCCUUCAUUCUGUCUGCCAGCCUCAUGGCUGCUGGUACGAUUCUUGCCGCACCCAGUCCCAUCGUCGAGCGUGCUGAAGUGGCGGAGUCCAUCACCAACGCAACCGCCAUGGGAGUCGAUGUUUACGGCACCAUUCCUGAUGACGCUGUCAAGGUCGCUGAUGGCCACUACAGCGCGGAGCCAGGCUCCAAGGCAUGGGCCUGGAUUCGUGCCCAGAUCGAUCUCGGCAACAGCGAGGAGACUCGCUCUGAGAUCGAAAAGCGCCAGGAGUGGGCCAACAUUGGCAUCGGCAUGUUCGCCCAAGAUGGGUGCACCGGCCAGGCCGGUUGGUUUGACAACGUGAUCUACGGCAACCAACACGUCGUCAACCUCAACAUGUUCUCGGUCGGCAUCAGCUACCGCGGUCUUCGUAGCAACGAGCAGCUUGACUUCAGCAGGCUCUCCGGCAGUGACUGGUGUGGGAAGUACCUGUACAGUGCUGGAAAGAACACUCCAAUUGGCUGCUUCAACUCACAGGCGAUCAACUGCUUCCGUUUGACGCACUCCUAG